GUAAUGGAGAAGAUUGCUAUGCCAGUACUAAAUAAGGACAUUCCGAGAGAUCCGUCAUUUCAUAAGUUGAUCACGCAGUUUCAGAAUUCUCGCACGGAUCCUAAAUCUCCGCUGAGGCGCAGAACUCUUCAGCGGGAGAGAUCUGUGAGGAACAUCAUUCCAAAGAUCCAGAACUUAUUUUGGAAAAGUUCUUCCCAAAUAAAUUUGAAGAAUGAGAAACUUCCUUCACUGAAAUCACUGACUAAGGGGAGUGAAACAAUGCGGAAAUCUCAAGGAAUUGAAUCAAUCCAGAAGAUGCAAGCUAAAAAUACAGAACUUAAGAAGCAGAGGUAUAUGUAUAAGAGAGUUCCUACUAAAUAUUUGUACUCCCAGCUAGAUUCUACAAUGAAGAGGAGUAAAAAGUUGGUACAGAAGGAUGGGUCUGCUGACACACCAAUCGAUAUUGUUGGAGGACAAUUAAGCCCGAGAAAUGAUUGUCAAUUCAUGCAAGAUCUAGUGAAGAAACUUGAUGGAAUCAAGCCCACUGGUGGCCAUUCUGAUGGUAGCUCUAGGAUAACCUCGAUGUUCCGUGCAGGAUCGUUUCACUCAACUAUUGAUCUUAAAACUGUCAGGAAGGAACUCGAGCAAAAAUAUGAACGAUUCGUUGUCAGAGUAAAGAAGAAAUAUCACCCAGCUUAUGACAGCAGAGGCACUAAGAGCAAGUUUAUAGAGAAGACUAACAAUAAUAAGCCAAACGAAUCUGACAGUGAGGUGGGCUUUACAGAAGACGAGGACUGAAACCAUGCUCAGGUACCAAAAAUCACGGUUGACAAUCAGCUAAAUAGCUUUAAGAUUACACCUGAAGUGAGGAAGGCUGUCAAGAAGCAUCUUCCUCAGGCUAAACCUAGUCCUCGUUACAAUAAUUUAAGCAGGGAGGAGAAAAUUGAACUGUGAAGGAGAGGCUUAGAUAUCAGAUGUGUGUCUAAAAUCGACCAUAUCCGUGUAAGUAAGGAAGAUUCUGUCCCUCUCAGCAGCGAUAGCAUUAAGCCACUAAUCCUGAUGCCAGGGACACACAGGAGCAUGUAAGCCUCUGUAAACCCUCUCAACUAUAUUGGAGUAUUCUGUAGAAUUUUU
Moneuplotes crassus is the source of this 1113-nucleotide messenger RNA. The record is from the annotation of a GenBank genome assembly. NCBI's taxonomy places the organism in Eukaryota, Ciliophora, Spirotrichea, Euplotida, Euplotidae.